Arthroderma uncinatum is the source of this 1140-nucleotide messenger RNA. RefSeq names its product elongation factor 1-alpha. The record is from RefSeq and is a predicted model, not a curated record. Gene Ontology annotation, molecular function: translation elongation factor activity; GTP binding; GTPase activity. Lineage: Eukaryota; Fungi; Ascomycota; Eurotiomycetes; Onygenales; Arthrodermataceae. Gene Ontology annotation, biological process: translation; translational elongation. The coding region runs from base 1 to 1140 and encodes 379 amino acids. The transcript has 6 exons.
AUGGGUAAGGAAGAGAAGAACCACAUCAACUUGGUCGUUAUCGGCCACGUCGACUCCGGCAAAUCUACCACCACUGGUCACUUGAUCUACAAGUGUGGUGGUAUCGACCAGCGUACCAUCGAGAAGUUCGAGAAGGAAGCUGAAGAGUUGGGCAAGAAGUCCUUCAAGUAUGCCUGGGUUCUUGACAAACUGAAGGCCGAGCGUGAGCGUGGUAUCACCAUCGAUAUCGCCCUCUGGAAGUUCGAGACCCCCAAGUACAUGGUCACUGUCAUUGUCACCAACUUCAUCAAGAAGGUCGGAUACAACCCCAAGGGUGUUCCAUUCGUCCCAAUCUCUGGUUUCAACGGUGACAACAUGAUCGAAGCCUCCCCCAACUGCCCAUGGUACAAGGGAUGGAGCAAGGAGACCGCCGCUGGCAAGGCCUCCGGUAAGACCCUCCUCGAGGCCAUUGACGCCAUCGACAUGCCCACCCGUCCUACCGACAAGCCCCUCCGUCUCCCACUCCAGGAUGUCUACAAGAUCUCCGGUAUUGGCACAGUGCCAGUCGGCCGUGUCGAGACCGGUAUCAUCAAGCCCGGUAUGGUCGUCACCUUCGCCCCCGCCAACGUCACCACUGAAGUCAAGUCCGUCGAAAUGCACCACCAGCAGCUCCAGGCCGGUAUGCCCGGUGACAACGUCGGCUUCAACGUCAAGAACGUUUCCGUCAAGGAAGUCCGCCGUGGUAACGUUGCCGGUGACUCCAAGACCGAUCCACCAAAGGGCUGUGCUUCCUUCAACGCCCAGGUCAUCGUCCUCAACCACCCCGGUCAGGUCGGUGCUGGUUACGCCCCAGUCCUCGACUGCCACACUGCCCACAUUGCUUGCAAGUUCUCUGAGCUCCUCGAGAAGAUCGAUCGUCGUACCGGUAAAUCCGUUGAGAACAACCCCAAGUUCGUCAAGUCUGGUGAUGCCGCUAUCGUCAAGAUGGUUCCAUCCAAGCCCAUGUGUGUUGAGGCUUUCACUGACUACCCACCACUCGGUCGUUUCGCUGUCCGUGACAUGAGACAGACCGUUGCCGUCGGUGUCAUCAAAUCCGUCGACAAGACCGAGAAGGCUGGUGGUAAGGUCACCAAGGCCGCCCAGAAGGCCGCCAAGAAGUAA